Molecule: messenger RNA, 2190 nt
Organism: Lineus longissimus
Lineage: Eukaryota; Metazoa; Nemertea; Pilidiophora; Heteronemertea; Lineidae
Product: actin-2-like
Exons: 3
Coding region: 54-1661 (535 amino acids)
Source: RefSeq, a predicted model, not a curated record
CCGCUCACUCGCACCCUUCUGAUUUCCCGUGUUUUCCAGACUUAUCUGACAUAAUGUGUGACGAUGAUGUUGCUGCUUUGGUGGUAGACAAUGGCUCCGGCAUGUGUAAGGCUGGUUUUGCCGGAGACGAUGCUCCAAGAGCUGUAUUUCCUUCCAUCGUUGGAAGACCACGUCAUCAGGGUGUCAUGGUCGGUAUGGGACAGAAAGACAGUUAUGUUGGUGAUGAGGCCCAGAGCAAGAGAGGUAUCCUCACCCUGAAGUACCCAAUCGAGCAUGGUAUAGUGACAAACUGGGAUGAUAUGGAGAAGAUCUGGCAUCACACCUUCUACAACGAGCUUCGCGUUGCCCCAGAAGAGCACCCUGUCCUUCUCACUGAGGCCCCUCUCAACCCUAAGGCCAACAGGGAAAAGAUGACCCAAAUCAUGUUUGAGACCUUCAACACGCCAGCCAUGUAUGUCGCUAUCCAGGCUGUACUGUCGUUGUAUGCCUCCGGACGUACCACUGGUAUUGUCCUUGACUCAGGUGAUGGUGUCACCCACACAGUUCCAAUCUACGAGGGUUACGCUCUUCCCCACGCCAUCCUUCGUCUUGACUUGGCUGGCCGUGAUCUCACUGAUUACCUCAUGAAGAUCUUGACCGAGCGUGGUUACUCAUUCACCACCACUGCUGAGAGAGAGAUUGUCCGUGACAUCAAGGAGAAGUUGUGCUAUGUCGCCCUUGACUUCGAGCAGGAGAUGGCCACCGCUGCUUCAUCCAGCUCUCUGGAGAAGAGCUACGAGUUACCCGACGGACAAGUCAUCACGAUUGGAAACGAGCGAUUCAGAUGCCCAGAGGCCCUUUUCCAACCAUCUUUCUUGGGUAUGGAGUCUGCUGGUAUCCAUGAGACCACCUACAACAGUAUCAUGAAAUGCGAUGUUGACACCGCAAUGUACGUCGCCAUUCAGGCUGUCCUGUCUCUUUACGCCUCCGGUCGCACCACUGGUAUCGUCCUCGACAUCGGUGAUGGUGUCUGCCACAACGUUCCAAUCUAUGAAGGAUACGCUCUUCCACACGCCAUUCUCCGUCUCGACUUGGCUGGCCGUGAUCUCACUGAUUACCUCAUGAAGAUCUUGACCGAGCGUGGUUACUCAUUCACCACCACUGCUGAGAGAGAGAUUGUGCGUGACAUCAAGGAGAAGUUGUGCUACGUCGCCCUUGACUUCGAGCAGGAGAUGGCCACCGCUGCUUCAUCCAGCUCCCUGGAGAAGAGCUACGAGUUGCCAGACGGACAAGUCAUCACUAUUGGUAAUGAGAGGUUUAGGUGCCCAGAAGCCCUUUUCCAACCGGCCUUCUUGGGUAUGGAGUCUGCUGGUAUCCACGAGACCACAUUCAACAGCAUAAUGAAGUGCGACGUUGACAUCAGGAAGGACUUGUACGCCAACACCGUCAUGUCUGGUGGCACCACCAUGUACCCAGGUAUUGCCGACCGUAUGCAGAAGGAAAUCACAGCCCUUGCCCCAAGCACAAUGAAGAUCAAGAUCAUUGCUCCACCAGAGAGGAAAUACUCUGUAUGGAUCGGUGGCUCCAUCCUUGCAUCUCUGUCGACCUUCCAACAGAUGUGGAUCAGCAAGCAGGAAUAUGAUGAAUCUGGUCCAUCAAUUGUCCACAGGAAGUGCUUCUAAACGCCAAAGUAACCGAAUGUACGUUCCCUUGCUUCGGUGAUAGCAGAUAAGGAGGAGAACCAUGUUAUCGAGGACAAGGGGAUGACGCCCGACUUGGUGAUCUGGGUUCAAUGACUCUAAUGCGAAAAGCUUUUGGAAGGUGUGCUUGAAUCAUACCUAAAGAGAGGGACUGGUCGCAGGCUGACACUGGUCCAGACUGUGAUAUUAUCUCCGUCGUCACAUAGGGACAUCUUCGCCCCGUUAAAGUGUUGCACGUUCACUUUUUAAGUCUAUCUAAUGUCAUGCAAGGAAACUUAGAACUCUGACCUGACAACUAGCAGAGCAGCAAGUUGAAAAGGAUAACUGUGCACUUAGCACGAAUCGUUAUUAUUUGUAGAAAGUGCCAUUUUCCCGAACUGCUGAUCAAGAUAUCCCUAUAAUCAUCGUUUUGCAGUAAAUAUAACAUUCUUAUAUAAAAUGUCAUUAUUUAACGCAUAGUCAUAUUAAACACAUCAAAUUUUCUAAGUUGCUGUUUUCAACUCUAUAGUUA